Necator americanus (New World hookworm) is the source of this 207-nucleotide messenger RNA. RefSeq lists its product as uncharacterized. Bases 1 to 207 code for a protein of 68 amino acids. The transcript has 2 exons. Lineage: Eukaryota; Metazoa; Nematoda; Chromadorea; Rhabditida; Ancylostomatidae. The record is from RefSeq and is a predicted model, not a curated record.
AUGUCAAUGAAGAUUCUCUAUGAGCAUUUCACAUUAUAUGACAGCUUAGAGGUCGAUUUCACUAUCACAAUUUUCACAUCGGUUUUGAGAAAAGCAAGAAUGGACAAGAGGAAAAGUGAAGAUGACCGUAGAACGCAAUUGACAUCGGACAAAAGAAAAGACUUCGAAAACUGGACAAGCACGUCACCUUAUCCGCCACGGCUGUAG